AUUACGUCUCCCUCCUACCUCAUCCCCUCUCUGUCUUCACUCCACCAUCGCUUUGCACACUUUUCUUCGUCCUCUCGUUUUUCUUGACCUGCUCUAAUUUGACCGGCUUGCCCUCGUUGCCAGGUCACCGAUCCCCGUUGCCCGGCAAAACACCACGCUCGUUCUCCCACCCCUUCCUUGAGCACACCACUGGGAACUGCCCCGACCUCCACACCACCAUCAAUCGCGAACAACGCGUUCUUCGCAGCUGAGCGGGCCACGUGCCUCUGCAGCUCGCAAACAUGAGCUUCGUCAACAACCGCAUGUCGACCUUCUCCAACCUGUCCCAAGCUCCACGUCCUUCCAACGCGACCUCGACUCAGGUCUCCACCACCACACUUCUCAAUGCCCUCCACACGAACUAUACAUCCGGCCAGCCAUACUACCUUGAGGCCAGCACGAGCCUAGUCGUGAAUACAUGGGUCAAUGCCAGCAACGUUGGGGCAGAUGGCCGCAUUGGUGGCACAGUCGACAUGGAACUAGGCCGGAAAGCCUGGGAGCAUGCCCGACGUAGAGCAGAGGACGGGUGUAUUGUGCUAGGCUCCCUUCACGAGGCUACACCCUCUGCCUUCGCCCCUUUCAUCUCUGCGCUUCCACUGUCUAUACCCGCAAGCUUCUACACCUCCCUGGACAUUCUCAAGGCUUUCACGCACUGCGUCACCCCGCAGAAUCCCUCCUACCCGCGUCAUACAGCUCUUGGUGCCACUUUCACCAUUUCCUCUAUGGGAACUGUCACUGGCACGUUAGCUGGAGCAACCAUCCAACUUUCAACCGCCGGGGUUGACACUACGCAAGGUCUACUCAAUAUCCCUUCACAGCCAGGUUUCCGUGCCUUUGACGUUUUCUACUACCUCAAGUCGAGCUCCGCUACACGAGAGGAAAGGGAGUGGCUCGAUCUGAAACCGUACUCCCAAUAUACCCUUCUCAACAGGUCCGGAACUUAUUCUCCACCCUCUUAUCUGCCAACUGCAGACGAUGCUGCGGCCGCCGAGGACUUCCGGGAUAAUUUGAAGGCCAUCGGCAUCGUGGGCUCAGAGCUUUCAAACUUGAUCUCCCUUCUGACAGGUCUGCUCAAACUGGGUAAUGCUCUCGGGAUACUCGUCGAUGAGGAGGUGCUACAAGACGUUUGCGAGGAUGCUGGAGCUCUUAUGGACAUUAACCCCGAGUUUCUCAUGAAGAAAUUGUCUUCUCAAGACCGUGAGAUGGCUCUCUCUGGCAUCUACGAAGCUGUCGUAGACUGGGUUCUCUCCCGUGCCAAUGCUACCAUCCGGAAAGACAUCAUCGAAGCGCGAGUCGCGUAUACCUCGGGCAGUGAUUCUGGCGAGCCUGGCAUGAUGACUCCACCUUCCGAGGAAGAUGGGGACAUUGUCAACAUAACGGUUGUUGAAAUUCCCAGCAAGAAUCUAGGCAAGGCUAUUGCUCUGAAGACCGUCUUUGAUGACUCUGAAGGCAUCAACGCCGAGAUGAAGGAAGAUGGGGUGACCGUAGUGCCUGCGGGGUCUUCCGUCAUCGAGGCUAUGAAAGAGGCCGUGAAAGCCUGUGAACCCGAACUUGGGAUCUUGUCCAGUCCCGCUGGGCGCCAGAGAGAGCAUGAACGCGAGCGACGUGAGGUCACCCUUGAGAAGAUCGCCUACGACAUUCCGGAAGACGACAACUUCAUGAAAUCCAUCAUCAUGCCUGUGCGAGGUGAAGGUGUCCAACUCGGCAAGUUCAACCGCUUUGAACUGCAGUCAACAAUUGCGAGUAGUCGGGUUUGGUACCAACUGGCACUCCACCCGACCGAUGACUCUCCUGCUUCACUCUCAGCUUCCGCUUCUGGGUCCUGGUCUGCCGCUGUCGUAUCCCGUCAGCUUCGUGACUGGAGACUUCCAGAGUGGGCCAACCGCCGCAAUCGUCAUCUUGACUUCACUGCUGACUUUGAUGUUGAGGAGUUUCAUAUCCGAUACAAGGACCUGGGAUGCCUCGACGGCAAGGACGGAAUUCGAAACUGGAUUCUGGAACGCGGAUGGAGCAACGGUGAAGUAGUUAUAGGCGACAGCCGCAUCUGGAUUAGAGAGGCUGCGUGGUGGGAAGCCGAGACACAGUUCGAUUUGAAAAUUCAAGAGCUUGCAUCCUCGAACGGUAUUCUUGGAAACAUGGUUGGUGCUGGUGGUCUUGAAAGCGGUUAUUCGGGACAGAGCCCCGGGAUGGGCAGCGGCUUUUUCGGCCCAGAAUUUGCGGAAGGCACCCCCCAAGGCAGUCGGGACAACCUCUUACAACGUCAACAGAGCACAGCAACUUUCGGAGCUCGUAGUGCCCUGGGAGCCCGUUCUGUCGCGCCAACUGCAGCACCAACUUACCAUAGCACCCGGCCUGGAGAUUACGGCUUAGGCGGAAAGGGCGACGAACGAAAAGGUAUUUCCUACGGCGACGAUGAGCUUGGCGAAGGCAAGACUAUUCAAGAGUACAAGAUUACCACCAGUAGGCGAAUCUGGAUCUUCUUCGUCUGGGUUCUGGCUGGGUGGAUUCCGUCUCCCCUCCUACGCUACGUCGGCCGCAUGAAGAGACCGGAUGUUCGUAUGGCGUGGCGGGAGAAGAUAGUCUUGAUCAUGAUCAUCGUUCUCAUGAACGCCACUAUCAUCUUUUACAUUGUUGCAUUCGGCCACCUGCUAUGCCCCAGGUGGAACAAGGCUUGGGACAACAAGGAAGUUUCCUACCAUCAGGGCGACAAUGAUUAUUGGGUCAGCCACCACGGUUACGUCUACGACCUUUCAAAGUUCUGGAAACGACAGCACAGUGACACCAGUAUCGAGACUACCCAGGAUCAAAUGCAACCGUUCGCUGGCACAAACGUCGACGAAUACAUUGUACCCCUGCUCUUUACCGCCUGUCCUAAUCUUGUCAAGAACAAGCUCCUAGUCUUAUUCCCAAAUACUACCAUCACCAACUCGAAUGCUCAGCAUAUCUCCGGUUCACUGUCACCAGAUCGGACAAGCGCACUAUACAAAGAUGAUUGGUACCCUAACGUCUUCAUUCCUAAAAUGAAUGAGUUCAAGAAGGGCGACCUGGUCUGGGACUCCAACAAGAUUAAGAAUGAGGGGCAGAACGACAAUCACAUGUGGUUCACAAUGGGUGACAAGGUCUACGAUCUGACCGAUUACUACCACACUCUCAGUUUGAUGGACAAUCUUGACUCGUACCGGUUCCUAGAUCAUAAACUAGAGGCGAUUGUUUCGGACUAUGCGGGUACCGACAUUACGAGCCAAUUUCAGAAUCAGCUCAACGAAACCGCUCAGAUGGCCAACCAGCAAUGCCUUGACAACUACUUCUAUGUCGGCAAAACCGACUUCCGCAAGUCCGCCAGGUGUCAAGUCAAUAAUUGGAUUCUUCUAGCGUUCACUAUUAUCCUCUGCCUCGUCAUCCUUGUCAAGUUCUUGUCUGCUCUACAGCUCGGUUCAAGGAAAAGGCCAGCCACUCAAGAUAAAUUCGUCAUCUGUCAAGUACCAGCAUACACGGAAGGCGAGGAUCACUUAAGGAAGGGCUUGGACUCUCUGACUGCGCUCAACUACGACAAUAAACGAAAGCUCAUCUGCGUCAUCUGUGAUGGUAUGAUCGUCGGCGGUGGGAACGACAGGCCGACGCCGAAAAUCGUCCUUGAUAUUCUUGGUGUCGAUCCCAAGGUUGAUCCUCCUGCUCUGCCGUUCCACUCGGUCGGUAUGGGCAGCGAACAACUCAACUAUGGAAAAGUGUAUUCUGGUCUCUACGAGUUCGAAGGCAACGUCGUGCCGUAUAUUGUCGUGGUCAAAGUAGGCAAGGAAUCCGAACAACGCAAAGCAAAGCCUGGCAACCGCGGUAAACGAGACUCUCAAAUCUUGCUCAUGAGCUUCCUCAACCGCGUCCAUCAUCGGGCUCCCAUGAGUCCAUUAGAACUGGAAAUGUUUCACCAAAUCAACAACAUCAUCGGUGUAGAUCCAGAGCUUUAUGAGUAUCUUCUGAUGGUCGACGCCGAUACUAUGGUAAAAGAGGAUGCGCUGAACCGCCUGGUCGCAAGUUGCGCGAAUGACUCGAAGAUCGCUGGUAUCUGUGGUGAAACUAGUCUAGAGAACGAGGAAGGAAGUUGGUGGACUAUGAUUCAGGUUUACGAAUACUACAUUUCCCAUCAUUUGGCUAAGGCCUUUGAAAGCUUGUUCGGCAGUGUUACCUGUUUGCCUGGAUGUUUCUGCAUGUAUCGUCUUCGUACCGCAGACAAGGGCAAACCACUCAUCAUUUCUGACGCCGUUAUCCGCGAGUACGCCGACUGCCAGGUUGACACACUACACAAGAAGAACCUACUCUCUCUCGGUGAAGAUCGGUACUUGACCACAUUGAUGACAAAACACUUCCCCUCGAUGUCGUACAAGUUCGUCCCAGAUGCGUACGCCCUCACAGCCGCCCCUGAGACAUGGAGCAUCCUUCUUUCCCAAAGGCGUCGUUGGAUCAAUUCCACAAUCCACAACUUGGCCGAACUGGUUUUUAUCAAGGACAUGUGUGGAUUCUGCUGCUUCAGUAUGCGAUUCGUCGUUUUCAUCGACCUUUUUGGAACAAUCAUUCUCCCUGCUACCUGCAUUUACCUCGCCUAUCUCAUUUACUUGGUCGCAUCUCAUACUGGCCAAUUCCCAAUGAUUUCGAUCAUCAUGAUUGCGGCUGUGUACGGAUUACAGGCCAUCAUCUUCAUCAUCAAGCGACAGUGGCAACACAUCGGCUGGAUGAUUAUUUACAUCAUGGCAUUCCCGAUCUACUCUUUCGUCCUGCCAGUCUACUCGUUCUGGAAACAAGACGACUUCUCGUGGGGAAAUACCCGUGUCGUUCUCGAAGAGAAAGGCGACAAGCAAUUGGUCGCUGUCGAGGAGGAAGGUUAUGACUCCAGAAGUGUUCCCCUACAGUCGUGGGAUGACUAUGCGGCUCAGAAUUCUCUUCCUGGUCGUCGUGGAGUUAUUGCUGCGCAUUCCGAGAAGGGCAUGCACAGCACCUACGACGAUGACGGUUACGAAAUGAACGACAUGCAGUCCGUCUACUCAUCCGUUAAGCCCCAGUCGACCAUCAUGUCCAACAUGCACCACAUCUCGCACAUGCCACCACAGUCUCCGGGUCCCUAUGUCGGCAUGCAGCAACGGGCAUCUCACUACUCCAACUUCUCUCGGUACACAGAUAACCCGCAACAACAACAGCAACCAGGAGCCGACGGGCGUUUGAUGUCCAUGGGCGGCAUGAGCGACCACUACCAGGCCUCGCCGUACGGCCAGCGACCAAGCAUGGGCUUCCAGAGCUCUGACAACCUCAUGGCCAUGCAAUCGACGCCGCCAAUCGGCCGUUCUCGCAGUCCACUUGGAUUCGGCGGCUCUCGACCUGGCAGCACUGCCAAUUUCCAAAACAUGAUAAAUGGGCCAUCGGACGGUCAAAUUGUGGAAGCUAUCCAGGCGUGUCUGAUGGAGGUCGACAUGGAUAAUGUUACCAAGAAGCAGUUGAAGGCGCUCACGGAGCAGCGGUUGCAGACUCAAUUGAGCGGAGAGAGGCGGACCUUUUUGGAUCAGGCGAUUGAUCACGAGCUUGCGAACAUGUAAAGCAUCAAGUCACGGAUUAGUAAGCGUUGAGUGAGGUCAGUUCAGGUGAAUAGGCAUUGCAUCUAUGGUGUUCUUUGUAUGUUUUCUCUUUUACUUCGGAGUUUUACCGGAUCUCAGGGCUGGAAGGUGAAGUGGUUUCUACAUCUGGCACUCGAGCCUGGUCUUCAAAAUGGAGUCUUUCUCUACAACUGCAUAUUGGUUCGUGGUAAUAAUAGGAACGAAGCUCAAGGAGGAUCUAGCUUAAAUAUGAGGAUCUUUCACACUUUAUGGCUGUUCUUAGGCUUGGUGAUUUUGCUGCUCUUGUUUACCAAUUCUACUGGUGCACAUUGCCUUGGGAAUAGGCCGUUUCGUUAUGUAUGACCUCUGGUCCUGGGCCCCGUGUUAGACCACACGGUUCUCACAUAGUGUACUCGGAGUACCCGAUCCAAUACCAAUGGUUGCCCCCUCAAAAGACCAG
Messenger RNA from Mytilinidion resinicola, 6075 nucleotides. RefSeq lists its product as uncharacterized. Bases 282 to 5618 code for a protein of 1778 amino acids. Gene Ontology annotation, molecular function: chitin synthase activity; cytoskeletal motor activity; ATP binding. Lineage: Eukaryota; Fungi; Ascomycota; Dothideomycetes; Mytilinidiales; Mytilinidiaceae. Gene Ontology annotation, cellular component: cell periphery; cell septum; myosin complex. The record is from RefSeq and is a predicted model, not a curated record. The transcript has 3 exons.